GGUCACACAGGCUACAUAGCCAAUCAACAGAUAUCUCUUCUCAGCCCUCUCUAUCUCUCUCUUUCUCUCUCCUGCGUCCUCUGUUUCAUUUGGCAAUUGUUUUGGGGGGCCAACUGUUUAAACCUCGUAUGCUAAUCCUUAAUCCAUUCGAAUCUCAAUGUUUCUUGAUCUGGGUAUCCAAUAUUUCGUCCUCAGAUCAUAGUUUUUUCCAUUAAAAAUCCUUCUUUUCUUAGCUUUACUGUGCAAAUCCACUGGCAGAGAAAGAAAACGCAUCUGGGUCUUGCUCUCUUUAAGUUUAUAUGGGUGCUUUAACAGAUUAAAGUAAUGGGUUUCAUGUUGAAGAUGCAAAUAAACUUUUACUCACACCUGAAAUCUUCAUUUGUAUGAGUUGUUCUUUUGUGGGGUUUUAAGAUAAUGGGUAGAGGUAGAGGAAAGGGGAAGAAGUUAACUGUUACCAAUCAUGAUGAUCCUGGAAGUGGUGAGGAAGAGAAAAUUCCUGCACAGAAGAGAAGGGGAAGGCCACAGAAACCACUAAAGGAUGAAAUUGAUGAAGAAGUUGAAAAACUAGAAGAGGAAGACAGUGAGAAUGCAAAAUCUGGUACACCAAGCAAAGAGACAAAGAGCCCUCCUGCAACAGAGAAUGGAAAGAAGAGGAAAAGAAACUCACAGGUAAAAGAGAAGGCAGAUUCUGUCAAGGAGGAAAAUGGUAAUGGAACCCGAUCAAGCACUGAUGAUUCGACUAAAUCUAAUGGAUUUCGGCAUAACGGAAGCAGGCGAAAAAGCAAGCCUCGUCGAGCUGCCGAAGCAGGUGUUGAGUGCAAGUGAGACUGUGGCUUGUUAUAGAAACGGGUUCUCCCAUUUCACACUACUGGAUUGCGGGAUAGGAAGUGUGACCUAGUAAACCUCUAGUUUCAUAAUGCUUUUCUUUUUGUUUUUUGUUCACCAUUUUGGUAGUUCCUUAUUCUUCCUUUUUAAUUUAGAUUGUGAGAUUUGGAAUUGAUUCUGCUGGUUGUAAUUUUCCAUAAUGCUAUAGUAUUUUAUGAUUUCAUAUUAGUUUUUGUAUUAUAUAAAAAUGCAUGACAUGCUUAAGCUGUUUCUAUUU
This is a messenger RNA of Corylus avellana, 1102 nucleotides long. RefSeq lists its product as uncharacterized. The record is from RefSeq and is a predicted model, not a curated record. Lineage: Eukaryota; Viridiplantae; Streptophyta; Magnoliopsida; Fagales; Betulaceae.